Messenger RNA from Nakaseomyces glabratus, 1866 nucleotides. RefSeq names its product Tpo5p (gene TPO5). Lineage: Eukaryota; Fungi; Ascomycota; Saccharomycetes; Saccharomycetales; Saccharomycetaceae. The record is from RefSeq and is a predicted model, not a curated record. Gene Ontology annotation, cellular component: membrane. Gene Ontology annotation, biological process: amino acid transport; transmembrane transport.
AUGAUACAGGAAUAUACUUUGAUCCCGGAGAAUAUCCGGGAGAAUAUCCGUGAAAAUAUGCCUAACUUGGAUCCUCAUGAAAUAUUUGAAAAUUUACACCACUAUGUUCAAGAGGAUGAAGUUACCGAUGAACCCGAGGAAGUAGAACAUUUCAAUUAUAAACAAGAACUAGAUAAGUCCCUGCUGUCACGGAACUCUGUGAUAGGUUUAGGGUUUGGCUUAAUGAGUCCCGUACUGGGUAUGUGCACUAGUAUGGGUAUUGGUAUGCUUAAUGGUGGGCCCUUGUCCAUCAUGCUUGGGUUUUUUAUUAGCGGAAUACUAAUAUGGUUCUCAUCCUUAUCUCUUGGAGAGAUUGUUUCAAAGUUUCCAAUGGAGUUGCAUGUUGGGAGUGCUAUGAUUGCACCACCUCGUCUAAAACUGAUCUGCUCUUGGUUUACUGGCUGGCUAAUGUUGAUCGGUAACUGGACGAUGAGUACAAGCAUAACAUUCGCCGGCGCCCAGCUAACUAUAUCAUUAAUAUUGAUGGCCAACAACGAAUUAAUAUCAGAGACACAUCUUAUUCUAUUCACUGUGAUUGUGUUCUACAUGGUAGUUACUCUAGUGGGCCUUGUUAACUUAAAGUUUGCAAGAUUCAUCGAGAUAAUCAACAAAGUUUGUGUUUAUUGGAUUAUCUAUGCCAUCAUUUUCAUUGAUAUUUUGCUUCUUAUUUUUCACAAGGGUAAAUUUAGAUCAUUGAAGUACGCUUUAUUUCAUUUUGACAAUAGCAUGUCCGGAUAUUCUAGUGCAUUCCUUUCAUUUCUAAUUGGUUUUCAACAAUCUAACUUUACAUUACAAGGGUUUAGUAUGCUUCCAGCUUUAGCUGACGAAGUUAAAAAACCUGAAAAAGAUAUCCCAAGGGGUAUGUCAACCGCUGUCUUGCUUUCAACGUUCUCCGGCCUAAUAUUCUUACUUCCUAUCAUGUUAAUCCUACCGGAUAUCGAGACCAUAUUUUCAAAUCAUAAGGUACUCCCAAUUGUAACUAUAUUCACAAAAUCUACACAUUCGAUGGUGGUUUCCGUAUUCUUGGUCCUUUUGAUUUUAGGUAACUUAUUUUUCUCUGGGAUUGGCUCCAUCACAACAUCUUCUCGUGCUGUUUAUAGUUUUAGUCGUGAUCAUGCCAUUCCACGUUAUGAUUUAUGGACUUUUGUUCCUCCUGACUCCCAGUCAAGAGUUCCAAAAUAUUCUAUCUUAUUGAGUAUGGGAAUAUCAUACUUUCUAGGUUUACUAGCACUAAUCUCAACAGCCGCUUUUAACGCUUUUAUCGGUGCAGCUGUGCUAUGUCUAUGUUCUGCAACAUUCAUUCCAUUGGUAUUAGUCUUAUGCACUGGAAGAAGAUCAAUAAAACACGCACCUGUAAAAAUACGAUACAAAUUUGGUUGGUUCAUCAACAUUGCUUCUGUACUGUGGCUAUUAUUAGUAAUGGUUAGCGUAUGCUUUCCAACUCAACUUCCUGUCACAGUAAAAGGCAUGAAUUACGCCAUCGUAGUUUAUGUUUUAUGCUUAAUAGGUAUAACUAUCCUUUAUUUCAAAUGGGGUAAAUACAAUUUUAGAUUACCUCUUUCAGAUGAUGCGAAGAAUAACCCUUUUAGUUUGGAAGCGCAAUUCCCAACAACAAAAGAAGAUAACGAAUACGAACAUAGUGGUUCGAAUGCCAAAACUGCAAAUCUACCAGAAGGACAAGCAAGCCCAGUCGAGAAUCCAUUUAUUGGGGAACAUGAAAAUAGCCAAACAGAUAUUGAUUUUGAUGUUGUAUCAGUUGAUCUACAAGAUGCAAUAGAGGAAAGAGAUACUAGGUUAGAGGGCCAAACUAGAAAUGAUACGAACUGA